This is a messenger RNA of Cucumis melo (muskmelon), 927 nucleotides long. RefSeq lists its product as uncharacterized. The transcript has a single exon. The record is from RefSeq and is a predicted model, not a curated record. Gene Ontology annotation, molecular function: carbohydrate binding. NCBI's taxonomy places the organism in Eukaryota, Viridiplantae, Streptophyta, Magnoliopsida, Cucurbitales, Cucurbitaceae. Bases 1 to 927 code for a protein of 308 amino acids.
AUGGUUAAUUUCUCAUCUCAAUUCCUUUUCUCCAUUUUCCUCUUCCAAUUUCUCCACCCCAUUUCUUCAUUCACCUUCCCAAGACAACCCAAUUUCGAUCCCCAACUUUCCCUAAUCGGUGACGCCGCUUUCGUCUCCACCGACGCUCACGUCAACGGCGGCGCUUCCUUUGUCAAAUUAACCCGUCCCAUCGCUUCCAGCUUCGGCCUUCUCUUGCAUAAUAAACCCCUAACGAUUCACGAAUCGACCUCGUUUAAUACCCAUUUCACUUUCUCUGUCUCGCCAGAGAACGGCGACGGCCUCGUUCUUUCACUCUUCCCCGGAGGCAUUUUUCCCGACGAGGUUUCUCCGGAGAAAUGGGUUCACAGUAUCCAGUUUGUUUCUGCUAAUUUGAGUGAUGGGUACGUGAAACCGGAGAAGGGGAUUCUCUUGCCGAACAAUGGGGGAAAAUUUACAUCAUGGGUCGAUUACGAUUCGAAAAUGGUGGAGAUCAGGUUGGGUAAAUACGGGGAAUCUAGGCCUUAUGAUCCUUUAUUGGAAUACCCAAUUGAUUUGGCGAUUAAAUCUGGUGGGAGAGAAGUGUUUGUGGGAUUAAGUUCGUGGAAUAGCAAAUCAAGUGAGUGGAGCAGAGUGUUUUCAUGGCGAUUUGGUGUUAGAAAUGUUCAUAAAUUGAUGCAUUCUUUGCCGGUGGAUCCACGGCGGGGUUCUGAUGAACAGGAUCAUUCUUACCCACUUACCAUUUUUGCUUGGGUGAUCUUUGGAACUGGGUGUGGUGCGUUAAUGGCGUUUUUGGUACUGUUUAUGUGGGCAAUUGCAGGGAAUAGAAAUGCCAUAUUUGGAGGUGAGCCACAAUCUGUCGAUUUUCAAUAUGAGAAGGUUAAUGUAGUUGUAGAGGAAGGAUUUAAAGAUGUUGAAGGUAGAGGAUGA